AUCAAAUCAAAGAAACAAAAAUGUCGUCAUAAUUUUAGUUGAAUUGAUUUACUUUUUACACCAAACAGAUUAAAUUCAGAAAUUCAAAAGCCAAUCAUAUUUUCAGACCAACAAAACCACCUAAUCGCUGACUUCUCACCUACAACUUCACCUGCUGCUCAUUCUUGCCUUCCACCCUUUCCAAUUUUCUCCACCUAAUUCCCUCAUUUUCAAUAUCCCCCAAUUCUCCUAUUAUUCGAUUAGUGUUAGGGUUAGGGUUUGUGUUAUUCCGCCAUGGAUUUACCUCCGUUGACUGGCGGAGGUGAAGAAUCGGGUGCGCCAUUUGAGUGGAGUGAUCUCUUUGACUUUACAAUCGACGAUCAAUUACUGCUUAAUCUGGAUGUUUCCGAUCAGCCGAAGGAGCAGCCACCGGUGCUACUACCGCCGGUGACGAACGCGGAGGAUAAUGGAAAGACCGUUGCGGUGAAUGGAGGUGAAUCGGGGUCGUCUGAUCGGGUGCGAAAGCGAGACCCGAGGAUGAUUUGCGAGAACUUUUUAGCGGGGCGGGUGCCGUGCGCUUGUCCGGAGUUGGAUGCAUUGAUGGCGGAGGAGGAGGAAGAAGAGACCGGGCCCGGAAAGAAGCGGCCGAGGAUGGGGCGGACACCGGGUGUAGCGAAGUGUCAGGUGCCCGGGUGUGAGGUCGAUAUUCGUGAGCUCAAAGGGUAUCACCGGCGACAUCGGGUUUGUUUGGUGUGUGCUAAUGCUACCUCGGUUGUGAUUGAGGGUGAGAGUAAAAGAUAUUGUCAGCAGUGUGGCAAGUUUCACGUGCUGUCAGAUUUUGAUGAAGGAAAACGUAGUUGUAGACGUAAAUUAGAGCGCCACAACAAUAGGCGGCGAAGGAAGUCUGCUGAUUACAGAGGAACUGUUGAAAAAGAACCUCAGGGUGAUGUGCAGACAGAAGAUGUCUUUUCUGAUGGAGAAGCAGGGAAAGAGAAUGCAUGGUCAAGUGGUCAAAUAGCUGAGAAAGAAGAUUCUAAAGAUAAAACUUUGUCAAACCUUUGCUCUGCUCUGGAAUCUCAGAACAUUGAGAGUGACAGCAAUUUAACUUUUACUCCAGUGGAUAAAGUAAUAGAUAAUUUGGAGCGAGAAUAUUCCCCACCUUCUGAUACUAAGAGUGCUUACUCAUCUGCGUGCCCUACAGGUCGUAUCUCUUUUAAACUCUAUGACUGGAACCCUGCAGAAUUCCCUCGACGACUUCGGCACCAAAUAUUCCAAUGGUUGGCCAGCAUGCCUGUUGAGUUGGAGGGCUAUAUCCGUCCUGGUUGUACAAUAUUGACUAUAUUUGUUUCAAUGCCACAAUAUAUGUGGGUAAAGCUGUUUGAAGACCCUGUUUCUUAUGUACAAAACUCUGUUGGACAUGGAGGAAUACUGUCUGGCAGAGGCGCUGCCUUGGUUUACUUGAAUGAUUUGAGUUUUCGUGUUAUGAGAGAAGGAACUUCCGUGAUGAAAGUGAAGGUUGCUGUUCGGGCCCCAAAACUUCACUAUGUCUAUCCUCCUUGUUUUGAGGCUGGAAAACCAAUGGAUUUUGUUGCCUGUGGAAGCAAUUUACUUCAGCCAAAAUUUCGGUCUCUCGUAUCAUUUGCGGGAAAGUAUUUGGCUCAUGAUUACUAUGUCGCUUUUCCACGUGGAAAAGAAGACAAGCCUGCCAUUGAUUAUGAUUAUCAGUUCUGCAGAAUAUAUGUGCCACACACUGAACCAAGUUACUUUGGUCCUGCGUUUGUUGAGGUCGAGAAUGAGUGUGGUCUAUCCAAUUUCAUACCUAUUCUCAUUGGAGAUGAGCAUGUCUGUUCUGAAAUAAAGAUGAUACAUCAGAAGUAUGAUUGCUCGAAUUGUAGAAAAAAGUUGCAAUGUAUACCAAGUGGUUCUUCGUAUGGAACUUGUGAAGUUUCAUGUUCAAGACAAGCUGCACUGUCUGAAUUUAUGCUGGAUGUUGCAUGGUUGCUUAAGCAGCCUUGUUCUGAGAAGCUUAACUGCAUAUUAACGUCUUCUCAGAUUCAGAGAUACAAUUUCUUGUUAAAGUUCUUAAUAAGCAACAAAUCCACUUCUAUCUUGGAAAAAAUUCUACAAUCUCUGCAAAUUGUUUUUUUUGGGAUGAAUUCCUGUGAUGUGAUUAAUAAUGAUACUGAUAAGGAUAGAAGGUUGCUGAAGGAAUAUAUUGCUCAGGCUAAUGAUUUUCUUCGCCAAAGCGCUUACAACAAAGAGUUGAUUCUGAAGCAGGGUGGGGAAUGUGUCUCAAAUGUUGACACAUGUUUGGGAAGUUUCCCUCAUGACGACUUGCUGUCUGUUGAUCAUACUGCUUGUCAGGUUACAAAAUUGAGAGCAGAGACGAACCACACAUUUUUGGAACAUUCAGAUUCUCGGGGUGAAGGGGAAUCUGUUUCACUUAUAAAUAGGGAAGUUGCAAUGAAUGUUAAUGACAACAGAGAUUGGCCAAAGAAGUCGUGUCACAACAUAAUCUCAAAGAAAUUCACCAGUACUCGGCCUUUCAUUUAUGCCAUUGCUUUAGUUGCUGUUUGCUUUGGUGUAUGUGCAGUUGUCUUGCACCCUUACAAAGUUACCAAAUUUGCAGUAACUAUCAGAAGGUGUGUAUUUGACGAUUCUUCAUAGUUGUUUGGCUAAGAUGGUCAUCAACCUGACCAUCUCUGAAGAAUUAGCCUGGAUGAAUAUAGUCAACAGAGCCCCGCCCCGAUGCGAUAAUAUCAAUACCGCAAUUCCAUUGUAGAAAUCGAUUAGACGAUUUCACGUUGUUGUGGUUAUAACUGCAAACGAGCUCCGAAAUGUUGCAUAUCAUGCAGAAGCUAUUAUUUUGUAUGAAAGUCGCUGGCCAGCCUGGUCUUGUACAUAUAUAUAAUACUCUAUAUAUAUAAGCAUGUCAAAUGAAGUUAGUUAGGGAUUUAAAUUUCGACCUCUUUAGUUUUAUGUAUCAUAUACUUGUCAAAAUGAAAUGAGUAGCAAAUCAUUUGCCCCAAUACAGUUGAAGUUGUAACUCAUGACAAAAAUUCAUUGGAACGAUGGGAUCAAUUGCAUUCUGUCUACACAUUAUGAAUGUAAAUUAGAUUACUUUGGGAAA
Messenger RNA from Chenopodium quinoa (quinoa), 3109 nucleotides. RefSeq names its product squamosa promoter-binding-like protein 7. The record is from RefSeq and is a predicted model, not a curated record. NCBI's taxonomy places the organism in Eukaryota, Viridiplantae, Streptophyta, Magnoliopsida, Caryophyllales, Amaranthaceae. Gene Ontology annotation, cellular component: nucleus. Gene Ontology annotation, molecular function: DNA binding.